AUGGGUUGCAUCAAUUCGAAGAAGGACAUCAAGGACGUACACUCGAACAUCUUUCACGUCAUUAACAUCGACAAUGAUGGGACAGAGCUGUGGAGCGGCAAGUUGGAAGUGACCCGCGUAGAGCUAACGCUCUACCGGAAGGGUAAGGAACCAACAAAGUGGCCGUUGAAAUGCCUUCGUCGCUAUGGUUACAAUGUUGAUCAGUUUAGCUUCGAAGCCGGGCGCCGGUGUACUACUGGUGAAGGCAUUUAUGCCUUCCGAUGUCGACGAGCCGAAGCCCUCUUCUACACUGUGCAGGCCUACAUUCAAGGGCGCAUUUACAGCGACGAAAAUACAAACCCGAACGAUCCCUAUCCUAUACCUGUAGCUUCGAAUGGGCCGUCAGUUGCGGCUCGAAGUGUUUCGCAAAAUAACACUGCUACACGAAGCAGCGGCAGUGGUGGAGGACAAGGUCAGCAGAUGCAGUGUACGUUCAUGAUGAAUCGAACCGGGAUGGCAACGAGUCAAUCGCUCAGCCCGAAUGGGACGAUACAUUCUAACUCAAACCAAAGCCGCAGCACGGAUACACUGCCCAUGGAGGGCAAUUAUCUCGAACCAACGCCCAAUCGGUCGAAUGCGUCGGGAACCGGCCAACCGCAUACUAUUACGACCCGAUUUCAGCAAGGGCUACGGUUAAGUUCUGUCAGCAGCGGACCGAUCAGUCCCGACAUAACAUCACCAGGUUCGCCGAACAGUAUGACAAACAUACUGGAAGUAACUACGCUAAAUCCGCUGCCAGCAUCGCACACAAGUGGUAACGUACAUCAGGGCGUUAGUAACGUCUAUCAAGAGUUCCCCAUGAAAGACUCGACGUUGGCCUCCCUUCACCAUCAGCAUCAUCAGCUGUUAUUGCAUCAGCACCACGUUCAUCAUCCGGUUGUGGCUCCGAUCGUGACACCGCUCGUCGGUGGUUUGGUUCGAACCUCGAUGGAUGUACCUCCACUUGAGCCUGCCCCAGGCGCGUCGAUGCUGCUUACCUCCUCUAUCACAUCAGACAUCACCCCGGGCGUAGGAUCAUCCGGCCCCACCGACACGCUCAUCUGCGGCAGUGUAGAAUACGAUCAACAGCAGCCUUCCACACCGGACGCCAUUGAUCCUGCACGAUUGUACAUGAAUGUAAAUAUAGGUUCGGAUAUUGGCUCCGGUGGUACUGGUCUUACCACCGGGUGUGGUAAGGCAAAAAAGCCGGCCACCUUCGGUAGCAAAAGUAAUUCUAGUCUCAUUUCGAUUUCAAACAUCGCCAAUAACAAUAGCACCAAUGGUGGCCAUAAUAGCACCGGUUCGUUCGACGAGUGUCAGUAUCAAAACGUGCGCACUCCGACCUCCAUGACGGCUGUCGGUGCUGCAGGGAUGCCUUUGAUACCGCAAAACAUUGUUACCGGUAACAUGUUUGCUCAGUUCCAGCGUCUCAACAGUGUCGGAGGCUGUCCGGGAAGUCAAUUCUCGAUGGAUCCCAACCGAUUCUACGAAAACCUUGAAUUAGCCGAACUAAAAGCAGUUUCACUGCGUGGCCGUUGCUCAAAGCCGGAUAUUUUCAGCAAUGUCGAUCUACCAUUGGACCACUCGGAACCGUGCACACCGACGGCAACGGCAGCGAGUCAGCGCAAGGUGAAUUACAUCGUACUCGAUCUCGAUCAAUCAAACUCAUCGCAUAGCAUUAGUGCAGCAGCCGGUUCGAGUACCAACGGGACCGGUAUCCUCUCACCAACUGGUACAGUUCCUGGAGGAGUGACCAAUGGCAAUACGAUCCCUAGUAGUACCACAAACAAUACUAACAGCUUCAACAAUAAUAAUAACAACAACAACAAUAACAGUACUGCGAUAAACUUGAACAGCGUUGUCUCUGGUGGCAUGUGCAAUUCCACCAGUGGCAUGGCAAUAGGAUCGAUCGGCACGGGCACGGAUCAUCGUAGCUCAACCGUUUCCGGCGUUAGUGUAAGCUGCAGCACCGGUCUUUGUGGUGUAAUGCCGGCAAACUCAUGUGGUGGGAAUGUUCCACCGACCAGCUUGGGUCUACUACCACCGGAAAGUCCGAAAAAGGCAUCUCUCGGUUAUGCAACAAUCGAUUUUAACAAAACAGUUGCAUUAAGCAACUCUACUACACCUUCAUCCGAGCUCGACAGUGAAGGAUCGCGCAAGACACGCCACAACUCCACGGUAACACCACUGGCAAGACAAAGCAAUUCUGUAAGCGAUUAA
Anopheles marshallii is the source of this 2238-nucleotide messenger RNA. RefSeq names its product homeobox protein 5. The record is from RefSeq and is a predicted model, not a curated record. Gene Ontology annotation, cellular component: cytoplasm. Gene Ontology annotation, biological process: cell surface receptor protein tyrosine kinase signaling pathway. Lineage: Eukaryota; Metazoa; Arthropoda; Insecta; Diptera; Culicidae. The coding region runs from base 1 to 2238 and encodes 745 amino acids. The transcript has a single exon.